Messenger RNA from Pelobates cultripes (western spadefoot toad), 4201 nucleotides. The record is from the annotation of a GenBank genome assembly. Lineage: Eukaryota; Metazoa; Chordata; Amphibia; Anura; Pelobatidae.
AUGCGGCGCACUCCUCUGACAUCACACGCUGACUUCCGUCGGCUCCACAGGCCCACCGGCUCUCUAAACCCGGCCCGAACAGCGGCUUUCAACCCGACAUCACCGGCCCCAGAACCGGACCGACCCCAGAACCGGACACUCGCCGGCCACCAACCCGACCGGCCUCUCCCCCACCAGACCGUUUUUGGUGCGGUAAGUGAGACUAAGUUAACGUGGAAAACCGGUCUUAUGACUACGGGGACAUCUCUGUGGUUUUAAAAGCCAGAGACCCCAGACUCAGUAAGAAACUUGCCAUUCCUGAUUUCGUGCUGGCUUUCGGUAUCUUUAGAGAUAUUCUAUGCACGGCUCACCCCAAUAGAAGGGAGGAACUCGAUCUAUAUAUGCAUAAGCUGGUGGACCUCCGUAAUAAGUAUGGUGGCUAUACUUUUUACGAUUACCACAAGUCCUUUUCAUCAAAAGUGUCUGCCACAUUGUCUCAGUACGGCAUCCAGAUGGAUUGGAGCCAACUGGACAAUGAGCUAUUCCUCAGACAUUUCGCAGGUCUUAGGACACCAGCUUGUGCCUUAUGUACAUCUCCCGCAGCUAAUUUUUGCCCGCUCUGUCCGGACAGCACUCCCUGCCCAUCCUUGAAUCAUCCCACUAAGGUUGAGAAACAGACCAGAGACAAACUGGGUCGUCCAGUAGUGUAUCUAGGCUAAUCUCAGAUUUGCAACAAUUUCAACGAGGGCUCCUGCGGCUACAGCGCCUGCCGCUUAUUGCACGUGUGCUCACAUUGUUUCAGGGCACAUGCGAAAUCCAUGUGCCCUAAUAAAAUGUACCAGGAACCUUAUUUGUCUCCGGUAAACAUUCCUUUACUUGCAUGAAUGCUAUCCACGCACCCCUCCAAACACCUUGUUGAUUUUUUAUGUACGGGUCUCACCCAGGGUUUUCACACAGGGGUCAUUUACAUGCCAACUGGGGUAUUAGAGUGUCACAAUUUACAGUCUGCCACUAACCACCCUACGGCAGUCACCACACUGUUACAACUGGAAGUGGAUCAAGGAUUUGUCAUUGGGCCUUUAAUUAACCCCCCCUUUUCCAGCUGGAGAACUAACAAUAUCGGACUGGUUUCCAGCAAACAUUCGGAGAAACUAAGACCUAUCAUUGACUUAUCCGCACCCCACUCCUCUGCCAUCCCCAGCCUAAACUCAUUGAUUCCAUCUGAGGAAUUUUCCCUACAAUACUCCACUAUUGACGACGCUAUUGCAGCUAUCAGAUCUGCAGGGUUGGGGGCUUGGAUCAGCAAGACGGAUAUUGUGAAUGCUUUUAAAUUAUUACCUAUACACCCCUCUUUGUGGCACCUGCAUGGCGUUAAGUGGCAAGACUCCUACUACUUUUUUACAAAGCUCACUUUCGGUGCCAAAAGUAGUCCCAGGAUUUUUGACACGUUUGCAGAAGUUUUGUGUUGGCUCCUCCUCAAUAUCUGCAGGUGCCCGAAUGUGAUACACUACUUAGAUGAUUUUCUUUUCAUCAAAUCCAAUUCCACCCCCCCCCCACGUAGCCUAGACAAAGCAACCAAACUAUUCACAUCCCUUGGUGUUCCCGUGUCACCCACAAAAACCGAAGGACCAGAUACAUUGAUUAACUUUCUGGGUAUUCUGCUGGAUUCAUCAACUGAUGAUGGCCAGCCUCCAUAGAGGAAAGGUAGUUCACAUCCUACACAAUAUUAGCCACUACAUGCACAGGGGGUCCUGCAAAUGUAAAGAACUACAAUCACUUCUGGGUUCACUAAAUUUCGCCAUGCGCAUAAUCCCCCAGGGCAGGGCUUUCAUUGUUAGGCUCCUCGCCCUGUUCCCCACUUUCGCCAACGACCAUGUCCGCAUAUCUUUAGACUGUCCUGCGACCGCUGACCUCCAGAUGUGGCACAAAUUCCUCUCAUAAUGGAAUGGAAGGAGCAUGUUCCUCCCACAGAUUGAUUCACAGUCACGGGUCAUUUGGACAGACGCAGCGUCUUCAGCGGGAUAUGCGGCCAUUUUCGGCACAGAAUGGCUCUGGGGGACCUGGCCUACAGAAACACAGGGCAUUGAGGGUUUUCACACUAACGCAGCCCUAUUUGAAAUAUACCCUAUAGUUGCUGCAGCCGUCACUUGGUGUAGGUUGUGGAAAGGUCAGUCCGUACGCUGCUUUUCCAACAAUCUGGCAAUAUGCCACAUUAUCAACAAGGGUCGCUCUUCUUCCUUGGCGAUUAUGAGUUUCCUUAGGAAACUGACAUGGCUGGCAGCUACCCAUCAGUUCCACAUUGUAUGCUCUCACGUUCCUGGCAUCUACAACACGGCAGCUGACCAACUCUCUCGCUUUCAAUUUCAGGCUUUCAAAUUGUCCCUACCCUCGGCAGCUCGGGUAGCAACCCCAGCGCCAACUUUCCAAGAACUUGUCAUGGAGUAGACGAAUUACUUCAGCACAGACACGUUCUUACCAAGUUAGCCUUAUCCACCAGCACCCAACACGCGUAUCACAGAGCUUUUCACUUGUACAAACAAUUCAUGUCUGACCAUCACCUAGCCGGUUCGAGGUUUCUUCACUGAUAGCUUUUGCAUCUUUUUGCCACCUUAAAUUUAAGUUUUCACAUAAUACUAUUAAGCUAUACCUCACGGGCAUACAACACCAUAUGUAUUGCUCCUUCCCUAACCACAAAGGGUUCUUAACUUCUUACCCCAUCCGAACACUACUGAAAGGCAUAGCCAAGGCAGACGGCCCUGCAACUCCCAAGAGACUUGCCAUUGACAUUAAACUGUUCAAAUCCUUGUCCGACCUUCUCGACCAGGCUCCAUUUGAACCCCAUACGAAUGCAGUCAUUAAAACUGCUAUUUAUCUAGCGUUCUAUGGGUUUCUUAGACCAAGAGAAUUCACCAUUAGUGGCCAGCACCAUAGCCAAGGGUGCCUCCUCACCUCCUACCUCAGGAAACACACCGACUACUACGUUCUGACCCUACCUAAGACCAAAACAUAGUAUGAGUACAAUAAAAAUGCCAUACCGUCCAAUUGUUAUGAAUCGGGUUGAACCGUCUCAAUUUAGGAUCUGUGUCCUUUCAACUCGUGUUAUUUCCUGAUUCUCAUGGAAACCAUAGAAAAAUAAUAGAUAUUCUAGUCGAUUAGGUUUUAAAAAAUACUAUAAGCCUUUACUUUAUUUCUAAAUAAUAUUAUCACAAUACAUUAUGCAGUGAUAACUGUGUAAUGUAUAACAAUAAAUAUUAAGCUACUAAAACACUGAAGCAUUGUCAAACAGCAGACCUUUAGGUACAGUUACUCCUUGAUGUAUAUAGGUCUGCAGUCUCUGGUUCCUGGCACAUCCAUAGCUCUAGAUGGAAUCUUCUGGUUAGAUACACAUAUAAUACUAAAAAGCUGUUUGCUCUUUUCAGGCUUCCAUGAAAGUGGAAAAAAGCCUGCACAGUUUCUGAGUCAAUGUCCAUGUAUAGAAGUCUAACAUAUGUGGCUUUCUCAAGACCAGCACAGCCAUAAACUUACAGUUACAUAGAUCCAAAAUCUCUUUCACUGGCCAAGAGUCAUGUAGCCUACUCCACAAGGUGAAUAGCACGCUAUGGCACAGUAGUGAUGUAGUGACCUUAUAUAUUGUGACAUAGAACACACACACUAUAAGGGUAUACCCUUACAUCAUCUUGGAUAUUUACUGCAAAAAAGCAUGAGCACUACUCAUAGGGCAAUACAUUUUACAAUAACGUGUAUGCACAGUAUGUCCCAAUCUGGAAUAUUGAUGAUAGAUGCUCCUCAAGGAUAAUAAUGGGAAAACAUCAGAUGUCAAUUAAAAGUAUAACAUUUAUCAAUACCAAACAUAUAAAAUCUUACAUUCAGGUGUCCCACAGUCAGUGUUUCAACACUGUCUGUCCCUUCCUCAGGUGAAAUGACACUAUAUAGUAUAGUGCCUUUUUUAAAAACACUGAUAUUGGCGCCAAAGUUGUCAUCCUGUUGUCUGCGUCAAUUCCGGUUUUGCCUGCUGCUAUAGAUUACACUUCGACGGCCAUCUUGGCGGCCACUUCGACGGUCAUCACGUACAAGCUUCCGCCAGAAGAACCAAAUUGGCCUUAUUGCGGCCAUUCUUCCCUAUCUUCAUGUGCCUUCUUGGCAUCAGUAUUUCCGCCGGAAGUGCCCAAACUCCACUGGAAACAGUAUGGUACCAUUUUUGCACUCUAAUGUCCAUUCUUAG